AUGGCCCAGCACCUCUCCCCACGCCGGACACCCCGAAACCCCGCCCCGCCAGUUGCAUACCACAACUUUCGAAAAUCGCCCAAGCGCAACCCGUACUCGUCGCGGGACUCGACUGUCGAAAGCGCCGGGCAGGCUGCCGAUAUUUUCGACCUCUAUGGCGCUGUGGGGGAAGACGAGGAAGUGGGGGAUAUGAUGGAACGGCUGGAUUUGGGAGGGGCCUAUGAGGGCUCUUGCGAGUACGCCAGAGAAGCAAGGGAGAUGGAGUAUGGCUUCAGAGAAUACACCGGAUAUAUCCAUCACCUCCCCGCCGACACCCUCGCCUCCUUCGGCACCAUCGACCCGUCCGCCGUCCCAGCCCCAUACCCCAAGUCCUCGACGUCGAAACGAAACCAGAGGCUGAACCCUGCGGAUACCGGUGGAAAUGGAAAGCCGCGGUCCAGCAUGAGCACUGGAUUCUCGACGACGACGGAUGGGGCACGGAGCCAGACGAGUGUGGCUGGUUCGUCGAGGUAUCCCGGGGAGGAAGAAGAUGCUUUCCAUGUCAGAUCUACUUAUGCGAGGCUUGAUGCAGAGGGUGUUCAUGGAGAUGGCUGGGACCAAGGUGUAGAGCGCACGCGGGGUGGACCAGCCAUGCUGAAUCAUCGAGCUACCAUGUUGUUUGCGACCAAGUCAGGAGACUUGCCGGAGAAGGAAAAGCAGUACUUGUCGAGUCUCGACCGGUAUGGUUUCGUCAAGGAGCCUCAUCGAAACCGCUCCGAGUCCCGCCUCGCCUCCAUCCCCUCUGCCGCCCUAUCCAAAGUCCCCAAGCUCCCUUCGCAUUCCCCACUAUCCGGCAAACCCCCCGUCGAACCCACCAACAACUUUGGCCCCUCCAACGGCACCUGCCCCACCGCCAACCCGCCCCAGAGCCCGUCUCUUGACGGAAGGGAAGAAGACCGUGCGAAACGGAAAGAGACUGAAAGAGUAGGGAAAUGGGCGAGGAUGAUGAAGGUCAAGAAGAGGGAUCCGGGGGGGAAUAUUGCAGAGUGGGAUUGGAGCCAUGAGGGGCAAGGGGCAAAGCUGCAGAAUCGGGUGUAUAAGGGGAUACCGGAUAGGUGGCGGAUGGCGGCUUGGUGGACGUUGUCGGAUGGGCAGGCUCAGCAGUGGAAAGGGAAGGGCAAGGGCAAAGCAUCUGCUCCCGAGUUGAUCAAGGACUACAACGACUGUAUCAAUCUUCCAUCCACGUUUGACGUUCAGAUCGAUCUCGACGUUCCUCGGACUAUCAGCGGCCAUACCAUGUUUGUCACGCGGUACGGCACCGGCCAGCGGAAUCUUUGGCACGUACUGCACUGUUUCGGUCAACUGUGCGAGACUUGUGGGUAUGUGCAGGGCAUGGGGCCGAUAGCAGCGACGUUGUUGUGUUAUUAUGAACCCGAGAGAGCUUAUGCGCUCAUGGUUCGUUUGCAUGAUGUGUAUGGGAUGCACGACAUCUUUGAGCCUGGAUUCCCGGGGUUGCUCGAAGCGUUUUACGUGCAGGAACGGUUGAUGGAAUGGCUCAUGCCGGAUGUUUACCAAUCUUUCCAACGGAACACUAUAUCCAGUACUUCAUGGGGCACCAAGUGGUUCAUCACCCUGUUUGUCAACACUGUACCCUUUUCUCAGCAACUACGGAUCUGGGAUGUGCUUUGGAUGGAAGGCCGGGAUGUGAUCAUUAUCACCAGUCUUGCCAUUCUAUGGGCUUUCCGAGACCUCCUCGCAUCGCCCCACGCCUCUUUCGAAUCGAUCCUGUCACUUCUCUCCUCCUACUUUGUGGCCGAAGACGAAGACUCGCUGAUGCAGUGGAUUCACAAGGUGUUGGCGCUCAAGGGUCUGAGGGGAAAGAUGGAUGGGUGGCGGGUAGAGUGGAAGGGGCUUGUGAAGGGGGGAAAGGGCGAUACUGCGCUGUUGUGA
Molecule: messenger RNA, 1929 nt
Organism: Cryptococcus amylolentus CBS 6039
Lineage: Eukaryota; Fungi; Basidiomycota; Tremellomycetes; Tremellales; Cryptococcaceae
Exons: 9
Coding region: 1-1929 (642 amino acids)
Source: RefSeq, a predicted model, not a curated record